AUGUCGGUGUCGGGUGCAGAGGUUUGUAGCGGUGAUCGAGCUGAAUCGAGUCGACUUUUCGUUCAGUGCCAAAAGAAAUGUCCGAAGAUCGUGACUGAUUUUGGAUGUUCACUAGAGAGCUCGGGAGGGCCUGAUGGUGGCCAUUCAGUGGUGGAGGUAGAUUGGUCCGGACUAGCUUGGAAGGCUGGAUGCAGAAACCGUGACGUAAUCGUGGCGGUGAAUGCUGCCGAUAUGAAGGUGACGGAUGUGGGUCAUAGUUCUCUCGUCGAGUAUCUGAGAGACAAUGGACAAACAUGUUCUCUGCUAAUUAAGCGUGAUCAGGAGAGUGUGACUAACUUCUACUGGAUAGCAUUCCAUGUCAAAGUCAAGGGACGGGAACCCAUUGUCAAAUCGAAGAGGCUAAGCGUCGGACCCGAUAUCAACAACGCAAAGCAUGUCCAUGAGGCCUUGCCGCCAUGGGCCCGCCCAACCAGGUCCUGGUCUUCUACUCGCAAGUUCCGGUAUGAUGGGUCUGGAAAGAUCCGCCUGGUGUCAGGACAAAGUUCAAGCACAGAUCGCUACUUGGGAUUCUUUGUAAAUUCUCGAGCUCCAGAUCUAGAGCCUCGGGCAGAGCCUAAAUUCACCAUAGAUGAUUUUGUUUUGAAUAUGCACAAAUACGAAGCUACCAGUGACUCAGUCCCGGGGACGGUGGUUGCAUUUUCAAGCGAACCCCGAAGAAACGACACGGAGAUGCAUACCCGGAUGCAUACUCUCGGCGGGACUCUCGGUUGCUUCGAUAGAUCAAGUAGUUCAAGUAGUGUCGACGAGGAAGAUGAAACCGAGAUCGACGGAGAAGCUUGCCAGUGCUUGUCGGGAAGUACAAGCGGUCCAUUGAUGUUGGAAGAUUUUCCGUCGUGGAUGACUAACAAGGAACACAAAAUAUGUGGAAACCGUCGUAUGUUCCUUUAUACUCUAAAUAAGAACGGAACAGGCUCCCUAUCGGCUCUCAGUAAUGACAAGUUGUACGUCACGUCUGAUUCCAAAGGCCCAGCCUGUCUGAAAAGAACGAGGAGUGAGUUGACACUCCUGCAGGUGGAGACAUCAUCAUCAAUCUACCCUAAUGUACAUGACGUCGAAUCCUAAAGAUAUACCAGACCGGUUUUAUAUUAACAUAUACAAAAUAGGGGACCAAGUAUAGUGGCGAGUUACUCCAUUCACAUUUUUGUAAGGAAUAGACUACUUGGAAUCUUCUCUGCACACAUUACCUGUUGCUAUGUCGGGCAAGCCUCGGACGAGCUUCCAGGUUGUCAAGAACAACCUUUGUUUAAACAGUAUGCAUAAAUUUUGCAUGUGUUAGUAAACACAAUAUUGGAAAAAGAUGUGUGCACACAUGUACAUGUAUAUACAGUUUAACAACUAAAACAUUAAUCACUCUUGCAAAUUAGAUGCAAUUCUUGAGUUUUUCGUAACGCAAGAAUGAAAGGUGGACUUUAGGUUGAAUACUUUUAGAUGUAAAUUUGAAUAGGUCACAUUCUCAAGAAACAAAGAUAGGAACUUAUCAGAUUUCCACAUACAAAAAUACCUAACAAAUGACAAAACUUUGUAAGGGUAUAUGAAUAAUAUAGUUCUUAACUAGUUCUACUACACAUUAUCUUGUUGGCCUUUUACAUCAUCUUUAUAAACAUGCAGAAAACAACAGGUCUAUAUCAACUAUUGUAUGUACAGAUUUUAAAAAGGCUUUUGAUCGCUUGGAUCACAACAUUCUAAUUGAAAAAAUGGUUAAUAUGCACAUAAGACCUUGGAUAAUAAGUUGGAUCAUAAGUUUUUUAGAAUGUCGUAAACAAAGUACAUUAUAUAAUGGAACUCUGUCUGAUAUUAAAUUUUGUCAUGCCGGUGUUC
Strongylocentrotus purpuratus (purple sea urchin) is the source of this 1878-nucleotide messenger RNA. RefSeq lists its product as uncharacterized. The record is from RefSeq and is a predicted model, not a curated record. Gene Ontology annotation, molecular function: protein binding. The transcript has 7 exons. The coding region runs from base 1 to 1122 and encodes 373 amino acids. NCBI's taxonomy places the organism in Eukaryota, Metazoa, Echinodermata, Echinoidea, Camarodonta, Strongylocentrotidae.